Strongylocentrotus purpuratus (purple sea urchin) is the source of this 1485-nucleotide messenger RNA. Its product is annotated as mucin-5AC-like. The transcript is spliced from 3 exons. Bases 1 to 1485 code for a protein of 494 amino acids. The record is from RefSeq and is a predicted model, not a curated record. Lineage: Eukaryota; Metazoa; Echinodermata; Echinoidea; Camarodonta; Strongylocentrotidae.
AUGCCUGCUUCUAAACCGGAUACAACGCAAGCUACUACACCUGGACCAACAUCAGCUACAACACCUGGAACAACACCAGAUACAACACCGGGAAAAACAUUCGGUUCAACACCUCAAACACCACCUCAAACAACACCGGGAACUUCAUCGGCUACAGCACCGGGUACAUCGCCAGCGUCCACACCUGGAACAACAUUAGCUUCAGCACCUGAAACAACAUCAGAUACAACAGGGGGAACAACAUUCGGUUCAACACCUCAAACACCUCCUCAAACAACAUCGGGAACUUCAACAGCUACAGCACCGGGUACAUCGCCAGCUUCUAAACCUGGAACAACAUCAGCUACAACACCUGGAACAUCACCAGGUACAAAACCGGGAACAACAUUCGGUACGACACCUCAAACAACACCUGGAACAACAUCAGCUACAACACUUGGAACAACAUCAGAUACAAAUCUGGGAACAACAUUCGGUUCAACACCUCAAAGACCACCUCAAACAACACCAGGAACUUCAACAGCUACAUCACCGGGUACAACGCCAGCUUCUACACCAGGAACAACAUCAGCUACAACACCUGGAACAACACCAGGUACAAAUCUGGGAACAACAUACGGUUCAACACCUCAAAGACCACCUCAAACAACACCAGGAACUUCAAAAGCUACAGCACCGGGUACAACGCCAGCUUCUACACCUGAAACAACAUCAGCUACAACACCUGGAACAACACCAGGUACAAAACCGGGAACAACAUUCGGUACAACACAUCAAACAACGCCGGGAACUUCAACAGCUAUAACACAGGGUACAACGCCCGCUUCUACACCUGGAACAACAUCAGCUACAACUCCUGGAACCACACCAGGUACAAAACCGGUAACAACAUUCGGUACAACACCUCAAACAACACCGGGAACUUCAACAGCUACAACACCAGAUACAACACCGGGAACAACAUUCGGUACAACAUCUCAAACACCACCUCAAACAACACCGGGAACUUCAACAGCUACAACACCGGGUACAACAUUUGGUACAACAUCUCAAACACCACCUCAAACAAGACCUGGAACAACACCAGGUACAAAACCGGGAACAACAUUCGGUACAACACAUCAAACAACACCGGGAACUUCAACAGCUACAACACCGGGUACAACGCCAGCUUCUACACCUGGAACAACAUCAGCUACAACUCCUAGAACCACCCCAGGUACAACACCUGGAACAACAUCAGCUACAACUCCUGGAACAACAUCAAGUACAAAACAGGGAACAACAUUCGGUACAACAUCUCAAACACCACCGGGAACAACCCCAGGUACAGCACCGGAAACAACUCCAGCCUCAUUUGCCUGUUCAAUCUCCAACAUGAACGUGUCACCGACUGCCCUCUGCGAUGGAAUUUACCAAUGCAAUCAUUUCGAGGAUGAAUUAGCAUGCAGAGAGGCUGCCAGAUUAGCUGUCGAUACAAUAUGA